CGGUUUUGAACGCAGCUCGGGGAUGUUUGGUGAUGUGAUCCAGGGGGCGUGCCGUGACCACAGACCGUGACCUCGAUGAGAGAGAUGUAAAACCUCUCCUGGAGAGUCAACGCAUCAUUCCGUCAAGAUGGCCCCGCUCUCCGGGUUCCGAGUGGCUCUGCUGGUGUCGUUUUCAGUGUUUCUCACGGUGGUCCUGGGUUUUGGACUGCCUGCCCUGCUGAACGCGUCCAUGAGGGUUGUAGGACUACCGGAGACCAGUGUAACCGAGUGCAUAGUUGUGCUCUAUGCGCUGUUUGUGCUUUAUGUUGCGACACCUCGGAUUCCAAGAGGAGUGGUGGAGGUGAAGGGGAAAGCUGUGUUUAUUACAGGCUGUGACUGUGGAUUUGGUCAUGCACUUGCAAAACAUCUGCACAAACUUGGCUUUACAGUCUUUGCAGCAUGUUUUCUUAAGGAUAAAGGGGGAGAGGGUGCAAAGGAGCUGGAGGAGUUUCAUUCAGAUCGCAUGAAGGUGUUCCAGCUGGAUGUGUGCAGUGAUGAGCAGGUGAACCAGGUUGCUGAAUACAUUAAAGACAACCUGGAGGACUCAGAGAAAGGUCUGUGGGCUGUGGUGAACAACGCUGGCGUGUCCACAUUUGGAGAAGUGGAGUUUUCAUCUAUGGAGACCUACAAGCAAGUUUCUGAGGUCAACCUGUGGGGCACCAUCAGGGUUACCAAAGCGGUCCUGCCACUAAUCCGCAGGGCCAAAGGUCGCAUCGUGAACCUGUCCAGCAUGUACGGGAGGAUGGGAAACGCCAUGAGCUCGUCUUACUGCGUAUCCAAAUACGGCGUGGAAGUUUUUUCCGACUGCCUCCGCUAUGAGAUGAAGUCCUGGGGCGUAAAAGUGUCCAUAGUUGAACCGGGGAACUUCAGUGCGGCUACCAGCAUCCUCACUCGGGACAACGUUGCCAGCAUGGCCAACAAGCUGUGGAACGAGGCCCCCCCUCUGGUGAAGGAGGAUUAUGGGAAAGCCCGCUUCGAGCAGCUCAUGGCUGUGAUACGCUCGCUCUGCAACAGUGGAAACAAGAACUUAGCUCCUGUUGUGGAUGAUAUCACUGAUGCCCUCGUGUCCAAACGUCCGUACACACGAUACAGCCCCAUGGAGCCGCACUGGUGGAUCAGAAUGCAGAUGAUGACACAUGUGCCUGCCGCUGUAUCUGACUUCCUGUACUACUGAAAGAGAGGCUUUUCUUUAACUAGCUCCCUCUGUUUCUGCCCUUGAAUCCAAGAUAUCAGCAUUUAUUUAGACUUUCUAGCACUGCACAGACCCAGACAGAGAGGGAACUCUGUUUGGAUUCCUCAGCACUUGAAAUCAUUCACUGAUCAAGCCUUAAAACCUAAUAUUUUUA
Notolabrus celidotus (New Zealand spotty) is the source of this 1385-nucleotide messenger RNA. RefSeq names its product 3-hydroxybutyrate dehydrogenase, type 1 (gene bdh1). Gene Ontology annotation, molecular function: oxidoreductase activity. Lineage: Eukaryota; Metazoa; Chordata; Actinopteri; Labriformes; Labridae. The transcript is spliced from 5 exons. The record is from RefSeq and is a predicted model, not a curated record. Bases 128 to 1213 code for a protein of 361 amino acids.